Molecule: messenger RNA, 1428 nt
Organism: Hyaloperonospora brassicae
Lineage: Eukaryota; Oomycota; Peronosporomycetes; Peronosporales; Peronosporaceae
Source: the annotation of a GenBank genome assembly
AUGGCUGCGUUCCAAAUGACCAUCUGCUGCAUGGGCGCGGGCUACGUCGGCGGCCCGACCAUGGCCGUCAUCGCGGCCGCCUGUCCCGACAUCAAAGUUGUGGUCGUCGACGUGUCCGAGACGCAGAUCGCCAAGUGGAACGCGCCGGACGCGAUCCCCAUCUACGAGCCGGGCCUGAAAGAACUGGUCAACGCCCGCCGCAAUCGGAACCUCUUCUUCUCCACUGACAUUGACACGUACAUCAACGAGGCAGCGAUUAUCUUUGUGUGUGUGAACACACCAACGAAAACCAGUGGCAUUGGCGCCGGUCGAGCAGCAGAUACCAAGAACUGCGAAGCCUGUGCGCGGAAAAUCGCCGAAGUGGCUACAGAAGACAAGAUCGUCGUGGAAAAGUCGACGGUGCCGGUCCGCACGUCCGAGAGCAUCAAAGCUGUGCUGCAGGCGAACUCCAAAGGACUCCACUUUGAAGUGCUGUCGAACCCCGAGUUCUUGGCGGAAGGCACGGCCAUUCGGGACUUGCAGCAGCCCAGUCGCAUUCUAAUCGGUGGAGCAGAGACAACGGCAGGUCAUGCAGCAGUGCAGCAGCUCGUGAAUGUCUAUGCCCAUUGGGUUCCGCGGGAUCGCAUCAUCACGACCAACGUCUGGUCUUCUGAGCUCUCGAAGCUCGUGGCAAAUGCCUUUUUAGCGCAGCGAAUCUCGAGUAUCAACUCUAUCUCGGCUGUCUGUGAAGCUACCGGGGCGAAUGUGCAUGAAGUCGCACGAGCAGUGGGUGCAGACGACCGUAUUGGCGCCAAGUUUCUGGACUCUUCAGUGGGCUUUGGAGGCUCGUGCUUCCAGAAAGAUAUUUUGAAUCUUGUCUACCUGGCCGAGAGCUUUCACCUGCCUGAGGUGGCCGAGUACUGGCGACACGUCGUGACGAUGAAUGAGUAUCAGAAGACGCGCUUUGCGACAACAAUGAUCCGUCGCAUGUUUAAUACGGUCACGAACAAGAAGAUCUGUAUCUUUGGAUUCGCUUUCAAGAAAGACACUGGCGACGUGCGCGAGACGCCUGCUGCUACGAUUGUCAAGUACUUACUGGAGGAAAGGGCCAAUGUAACCGUGUACGAUCCGCAGGUCAAGAUCGACGACAUGAUGCACGAGCUCGAGUAUCAAGGCGUGAAUAGGGCCAACCACCCUCUGAUCGACAAACUCCUCACCGUGUCGGCCGAUCCAUAUGAAGCUGCCAAGAGCUCGCAUGCUAUUGCUGCACUCACGGAGUGGGACGAGUUCAAGACGCUGGAUUAUGCCACGAUCUACGAGAGCAUGACGAAGCCCGCCUUCUUUUUCGAUGGCCGCAACAUUUUGCCCCACGAUGAGAUUGCCAGCUUAGGGGCCAAAGUGUACGUCAUUGGCCGCGCAGACGUGAUCUCGGACGAACUGCACUUCUAG